GUCUGUGAGAUGGCUGCUGACAGUUCCGAAUCCGGGGGCCAUGACUGCAAAGGAGACUCCAGGAGCAAUACCAAGUUAGAUGCCGAUUACCCCCUCCGGGUCCUUUACUGCGGAGCCUUCAUUUGAGACGGGAGAGAUGAACACAUUUUCCCCACCUGUGCGGGGCUUGUGCCUUGUUACCUGGCCCCCCGGCGAAGCGAACAGUCCUGUUGGAAGAGAGACAUGCAGAUAGACGGUUUCAGCCGGAUGUUACUGGCUAGUCUCGCUGUUAAAGGAGUGUGUUCAUUACCAACAGAGUACUGUGAAUAUAUGCCUGAUGUUGCUAAAUGUAGACAGUGGUUAGAGAAGAAUUUUCCAAAUGAGUUCGCAAAACUUACAGUAGAAAAUUCACCCAAACAAGAAGCUGGAAUUAGUGAGGGUCAAGGACCAGCAGGAGAAGAGGAAGAAAAGAAAAAACAAAAGAGAGGUGGAAGGGGUCAAAUAAAACAAAAAAAGAAGACUGUACCACAAAAGGUUACGAUAGCCAAAAUUCCCAGAGCAAAGAAGAAAUACGUAACAAGGGUGUGUGGCCUUGCAACUUUUGAAAUUGAUCUUAAAGAAGCACAAAGAUUUUUUGCUCAAAAAUUCUCCUGUGGUGCCUCAGUGACAGGGGAGGAUGAGAUCAUCAUUCAGGGAGACUUUACAGACGACAUCAUUGAUGUCAUUCAGGAAAAAUGGCCAGAGGUGGAUGAUGAUAGUAUUGAAGAUCUUGGAGAAGUGAAGAAGUGAUUUUGAGAAUUUGUCUGUAUUUAAUGGUCUGAACUGAGAGUUGGCCAAAGGGGGAGAGGCCUUUUGAAAAGAAAAAAUAUUUAUCCUACAGUAAAACUGUGGACUACCCUCGCCCUUGGCAUUUUCACUGUUCUGUACAAGGCUGCUUGUGUUUUGUUUUGUUUUUUUAUUGCCAAAGUCCUAUAAACAGGGGAGACUGUCAUGCUUAUGCAUGAAAUAGAAUUUAGUCAAAUAAAAAUUUUUGGUCACUUGG
This is a messenger RNA of Myotis myotis, 1021 nucleotides long. RefSeq names its product density regulated re-initiation and release factor (gene DENR). NCBI's taxonomy places the organism in Eukaryota, Metazoa, Chordata, Mammalia, Chiroptera, Vespertilionidae. Gene Ontology annotation, biological process: translation reinitiation; formation of translation preinitiation complex. Gene Ontology annotation, molecular function: translation initiation factor activity; mRNA binding. The transcript has 8 exons. Bases 223 to 768 code for a protein of 181 amino acids. The record is from RefSeq and is a predicted model, not a curated record.